CUUGCGAAAUACAUUUUUCGGUGUACAAACAAAAAGUCAUUUGGACCAAAUGGUGCGAAAGUAAAAAAUCCAUCUCAAGUUCGCCCAAGGUUCAUUUUCACCACUCGUGACCCAAAUAACUAUUGUACAUUUUGAAAUAAUCUCCAGCCGUACCUACUACUUGCAAUCAGUUUAAUUGUGACCGUCCACCUUCUCUGAGUGUUUAGAAGAGCGCAGAGCGCACAAUAUUAAUCGGAAACAUGAAUUCCAAAUUCAAUCUAAUUUUUGUUUGUUUUCUCAUUAAUUUGAUUAAUGUUUGCAUUGUGUCUACGGUGAAUACUAAGCUAUUAGACAGUCUGGCUUAUUAUAACGAGAGUAGCAUAAGCAAAUUGAGUCCAAGGGACAGAUUCAAUCUCCAUCAUGCUUUUGUUGUUGAAGACAAUAAAUGGAAAAAUGGUCGAAUCGGUUAUCAAAUUGACGAAAAUUUUAACGACGAUGAGAAGCGCAAAAUAUUUUUAGCGAUGACAGAGAUUGAAGUGUCCAGUUGUAUACGCUUCGUACGUCAUGAUCCAAGCCAUAACUUUUCCGAUUAUGUGAUGAUAAUGAAAGAUUACACAGACAGAUCGUCUUCUUCGUCGGAUCUUGGUUGUCUCCAUCUGGAAAAACAGUUUCUAUGGCUUGGCGUUGACAUGCUUUAUGAUGUCGACAUCCAUGAUACAAUACUCCAUGAACUCCUUCAUACAAUUGGAUUUGAUCAUCAUCAUCAGCGUUCCGACCGAGACACAUACAUCGCAAUUCAUUUAGAAAAUACAAACUUAAGCGAUGCCGACAUUUUAGCUGACUACGCGAAACACAUCAAGUUCAAUCCAUGGUUGAAAUAUGUAACUCCCUUCGACUUUGAUUCGGUCAUGUUGUAUGAAGCAUAUUCGGACAGUGUUAACGAUAAGGCGGUCAUAACUUCGAAAAUUAACGGUAAAAAAGUGCCGGUAUAUCGAGAACAGGGCCUGUCGAAGAACGAUAAGAUUCUGUUGAAUCGAUUUUAUGAAUGUGACGGAACUGAUAGUCGUCAUCCGAGGAUGAUAAGUUAUAAGGACAUGCACAACUACCGAAUGUCUAGUCUAAUUAAAGAAGAAUGGGGCCUGUAGAUGUGAGGAGGAUGGCGGCGCCAUUCAUACAAUGUGUCAUAUUGCUAGUAUAUAUUUUGCAAAUUCAGAAAUGAAUAUUUGAGGUAGUGCUAUCGGCAAACGAUACACAUCAGACUGUAUGUACAACGAAUUAUUGUUGUUACAUAGCUGAGUUCGUUGUCGUUCAAGUUUUCCUUUAAGAAGCAUCCUUAAUCGAAUUAUUAUGACAAUGAAGACUUGUCGACAACGAAAUAUUUAUGUGAAACUAUAGUUUUAAGAAAAAAAUUCAAAGUUUUGACUGGAGUCCUUACCUACACAUUCGAUUAUUUUGGGAAUGUAGAUUUUUUUAUAUUAAAAAAAAUGUGAAAUAU
Bradysia coprophila is the source of this 1474-nucleotide messenger RNA. Its product is annotated as astacin-like metalloprotease toxin 5. NCBI's taxonomy places the organism in Eukaryota, Metazoa, Arthropoda, Insecta, Diptera, Sciaridae. The record is from RefSeq and is a predicted model, not a curated record. Gene Ontology annotation, biological process: proteolysis. Gene Ontology annotation, molecular function: metalloendopeptidase activity; zinc ion binding.